Diceros bicornis minor is the source of this 1063-nucleotide messenger RNA. Its product is annotated as olfactory receptor 1J4-like. The transcript has a single exon. Gene Ontology annotation, biological process: G protein-coupled receptor signaling pathway. Lineage: Eukaryota; Metazoa; Chordata; Mammalia; Perissodactyla; Rhinocerotidae. The coding region runs from base 71 to 1063 and encodes 330 amino acids. Gene Ontology annotation, molecular function: olfactory receptor activity; G protein-coupled receptor activity. Gene Ontology annotation, cellular component: membrane. The record is from RefSeq and is a predicted model, not a curated record.
GUCCCAAUCAUCCUUUCUAGGUUCCUGAGAUUGCCAAACGUCCUUCAUAUCCAGCAUAUAGAAGAGCACUAUGAGGCCUGAGAACCAGAGCAACAUGCCUGAGUUCCUCCUCCUGGAGAUCCCCAUCCCACCAGAGCAGCAGGGCUUGUUCUUCAACUUAUUCCUAGGGAUGUACCUGACCACAAUGCUGGGGAACCUGCUCAUUAUCCUGCUCAUCAGGCUGGACUAUCGCCUCCACACUCCCAUGUACUUCUUCCUCAGCCACUUGGCCUUCUCUGACAUUUCUCUUUCAUCUGUCAUGGUUCCAAAGAUGCUCAUGAACAUGCAGACUCAGCAACAAUCCAUCCCCUAUGUGGGAUGCAUUUGUCAGUUGUAUUUUUUCAUAGAUUUUGGUUGUCUUGACAAUUUCCUUCUUGCAGUGAUGGCAUAUGACAGGUAUGUGGCCAUCUGUCAGCCACUCCACUACACAACUGUUAUGAGGCAGGAUCUGUGUUUCUCAUUAGUAGCUGGGUCCUGGUUCUUCAGCUGUGCACAUGCACUUUUGCACACUCUCCUCUUGGUCCCAGCAUCUUUCUGUGCUGACAAUACCAUCCUCCACUUCUUCUGUGAACUAACUGUGCUCUUGAAGAUGAGCUGCUCAGACAUAUCCCUCAAUGAGCUGCUCAUCUUUACUGAGGGAGCAAUGGUUGUCGUCUUGCCUUUGAUUAGUAUCUUGGGCUCAUAUAUCCAUAUAGGGACCACCAUCUUGAGGGUCCCCUCCAUGAAGAGACUAUUUAAAGCCUUUUCUACCUGUGGCUGCCUUCUCUUUGUGGUAUCUUUAUACUAUGGGACACUUGUAGGUGUUUACUUUUUCUCCUCAUCAUGGGGCUCCAAUGGCAAAAACAUUAUUGCUUCAGUCAUGUAUACAGUAGUUACCCCUAUGCUGAACCCCUUCAUCUAUAGCUUGAGGAACAGAGAUAUAAAACAGGCCCUAGAAAUAUUUGUCAAUAGGGCUAACUUCUUUAAGCAACAAUUGCUAAUUCUUAUUAUUGCAGCCAUGAGCCCAGUAAGAUGUAUCUGCUAA